CGGCGUUCUUGUAAAUUAAAACCACUUCUGAGAUCAUGAUAAGGUUAGAGCAACUGCCCCUCAAGAUAUGUGUACGUUCCUGCAUCAGUGUACAGUGCUAUGGUGACACAGAUGGCUACCUUGACUGGAAGGGCAUUUGUAGCCCCAAGGCUUAUUGGUGUCCCAGUUCUCCCUGCAUUCUUCCCUUCCUUCCCUAGCCCUACCUGGGCUCCUGCACCUUCAUCCACAUGCUUUCAUGCUCGGUACCUGACUGCUGAACAGGGUAGAAGGUAUGGUAAAAUUCCAGAGUUUAAACUGAAACCAGCGAAAGUGGAGAAACAGGUGAAGCAUGAAGUUGAGAUUAAACACUCUAUGAAGGUGUCUGAACUUGCUCAGGCUAUGAACAAAGAUAUAGAUCAUGUAUAUGAGGCACUACUCAACACAGCUGUAGAUGUGGAUGAUCUGGAGCCAGACACUGUUUUGGAGGAAGUGUGGGUAAAGAAGGUGGUAAAAAUAUCUGGGAUGAAAUACAGAUGGGCUACGGUAGCGGAGACCAAAGUCAGAGAAAACAAAGAUAUCCAAAGACAACCUCCUCCAGAUCCUGCUGUCUUAGUGAAUCGACCUCCAGUAGUAACCAUUAUGGGCCAUGUGGAUCAUGGAAAAACUACACUGCUAGACAGCCUGAGGAAGAGUCAGAUUGUGGCCCAAGAGGCAGGGGGCAUCACUCAACACAUUGGAGCCUUUUUAGUUCAGCAGCCCUCUGGCCAGCUAAUUACAUUUCUGGACACCCCUGGGCAUAAAGCCUUUUCUGCCAUGAGAGCCCGUGGAGCCUUGGUUACAGACAUCAUCAUUUUGGUGGUUGCAGCUGAUGAUGGAGUAAAGAAUCAGACCAUUGAGUCCAUACAACAUGCCCAGAAAUCCAAAGUGCCAAUCAUUGUGGCAGUGAAUAAAUGUGAUAAACCUCAGGCAGACCCUGAGAAGGUGAAACGUGAUCUUCUGGCUCAUGAUGUUGUGUGUGAAGAGUUAGGAGGAGAUGUCCAGGCUGUCCACAUUUCUGCUUUAAAGGGGGAUAAUUUGUUGGAGCUGAUUGAAGCCACAGUAACACUUGCAGAGGUCCUGCAGCUGAAGGGAGACCCCUCAGGCCUAGUAGAAGGCAGUGUUGUUGAAAGCCGCACAGACAAGGGAAAAGGACCUGUAACAACAGCCAUAAUUAAUCGGGGCACUUUGAAAAAGGGCUGCGUGUUGGUUGCAGGGAAGGCUUGGGCUAAAGUUCGCUGGCUGUUUGAUGAGAACAGCAGAGCAGUGACACAAGCAGGGCCCGGCACUCCUGUUGAGAUUGUUGGCUGGAAGGAGCUACCCUCUGCUGGCGAGGAAAUACUGGAAGCAGAGACAGAGAAAAGGGCUCGGGAGGUAGUGGAAUGGCGCACAAACAUGCAAGAGCAGAACAAGUUGAAGGAGCACCAGAGCAUUAUUGAGGCCAAGCAGAAAGAGCACCAAGACAGCUAUAAUAAAGUGAGGCAAAGCCUCUCCCAUCUCAGCUGGAAGCAGAGAAGAGUUGCUUUGUACCAGGAAAUCAAGAAGCAAAAGGCCCACAGACCAAGUGAGGGAAGUGAGACUAAGGAGUUCAGUCUUCACAUCAUUGUCAAAGGUGAUGUCAACGGCUCAGUGGAGGCUCUUUUGAACAUACUUGAAAGUUAUGAUUCUGAUGAACAGUGCCAGAUGAAUAUAGUGCAUUUUGGUGUAGGAGACAUUUCAGAGAAUGACAUUAACUUGGCAGAGACUUUCUCAGGAACAAUAUAUGGAUUCAAUGUUGCAGCAAGUAAAUCGAUUCAGCAUAUGGCUGUAAAAAAGGGUAUUCACUUAAAGAUGCAUCGUGUCAUCUACCAUCUGAUAGAUGAUCUGAAAGAGGAGCUUAGCAGAAAGCUGCCCACAGUCAUUGAAGAGAAUAUAAUAGGGGAAGCUUCAGUUCUCACCACAUUUGAUGUGUCUGUUGGGAAGAAGAAGGUAAAUGUGGCUGGUUGCAGAGUCCAGAAAGGCCAUCUGGACAGGAACAUGAAAUUUCGGCUCAUUAGAGGAAAAGAUAUUCUGUGGGAAGGAGCUCCAACAGCACUAAAACAUCUUAAGGAUGAUGUACAUAUUGUGAAGGCAGGAAUGGAGUGUGGUCUGUCAUUGGACAUGGUCACUGAGUUUAAAGCUGGUGAUGUAAUUUUCUGCUAUGAAGAGAUUGAGAAACUGCAGAAAAUAUCUUGGGAUCCAGGAUUUUAAAGGACUACCUGAAAAACAGGGAAUUUUAUAAAUUUUAUGGAGAACAUUGCCUAAAAAUUAUGCCAUGUAUUAGUUAGAUAUUUUUCCUAUAUGAUUUUCUGAUUGGGUUUAAAGCAAUUUGGAAGCAAAUAGUAAAUGUCAUGAUUUUUAAAUAAAUGU
Electrophorus electricus (electric eel) is the source of this 2403-nucleotide messenger RNA. It is a transcript of the gene mtif2, whose product is annotated as mitochondrial translational initiation factor 2. NCBI's taxonomy places the organism in Eukaryota, Metazoa, Chordata, Actinopteri, Gymnotiformes, Gymnotidae. Gene Ontology annotation, molecular function: GTP binding; translation initiation factor activity; GTPase activity. Gene Ontology annotation, cellular component: cytoplasm. Gene Ontology annotation, biological process: translational initiation. The record is from RefSeq and is a predicted model, not a curated record.